Molecule: messenger RNA, 1059 nt
Organism: Paraphaeosphaeria sporulosa
Lineage: Eukaryota; Fungi; Ascomycota; Dothideomycetes; Pleosporales; Didymosphaeriaceae
Exons: 2
Coding region: 171-1019 (282 amino acids)
Source: RefSeq, a predicted model, not a curated record
AGCUGAGAUGACUUGAGGUUGGUAUAUAGGCAGCGUGGAGGCUUGUAGUGGGCUCUCUUAUAGGGAAUACCGCCCGCUUUGCUCCCGCCAGCUCCGAUCAAUCUAGUACUCGUGUCUUGUUGAAUCGAAAUAUUCAAGUAUCACUGUAGAACCUUUUCGAUUCCAUUACAAUGCCUUCGCCAGUAUGGAUCCAAAAGCUUCUGCCUUUCCCGCGGUUGUUAUGGCCGUCGCUUCUGCUUGGGAUGGGCAUCUAUCACUUCGUUAUGACUAUCCUGGAAGCACUGUUCCUUGACCGACAGCCAGCCAAAGUCUUCAACCUCACCUACGUACGAUACAAAGCCUUCGCCCGUAUGUGGAAGAAGAAUGGCGCCGCCAUGUCUCAGGAGAUGCCUGGUCCUCUUGACGCCCUUGUCGGUAAAUGCCGUGGCUUAAUUCUCGAUGUCGGGCCAGGGUCAGGGGAGCUACUGAAGCGGUUCAAUCCGGAGGGCAUCACGGCCAUCUAUGGUGCUGAACCUGCUGGAGAUUUACACGAGGGCUUACUGAAGAAUGCGCGGACGGCUGGGUUUGGUGAAAAGUAUCACGCACUGCUGUGCGGGGGUGAGCCGGAGAGUUUGAUUCCUGCUUUGCAUAAGAGUGGACUUUUGGGUUCGAGCGGAGAGGGAGCAAUAGCUGAAGAUGGGGUAUUCGACGAGAUUUGUUGUCUCAGGGUACUGUGCGGGGUGCCUCGUCCAAGAGAAACGAUCAAAGGACUCUAUACGUUGUUGAAGCCUGGAGGAAGGAUGGUCAUAUGCGAGCAUGUCGUCAAUCCGUGGCGAACUGAGGGCAGCAUGGCGGCGAGAGUGAUGCAGUUUGUAUAUGCAGCCAUGGGCUGGUCUUUCUUUCUGGGCGGAUGCGAGAUGCAGCGGGACACGCGUGAGUAUCUGCAAGACGCUGGGGAGUGGGAGACGUUCCAAUUGCAGUACGUGCAGCCGAAGAAUGUGGUUCCAUACGUUGUAGGAGAGUUGAUAAAGAAGAGAUAAAAUGGGCCAUCACAAGGCCUAUGAACUUUGCCUAAGGUAG